Thalassophryne amazonica is the source of this 1374-nucleotide messenger RNA. RefSeq names its product adrenoceptor beta 2, surface a (gene adrb2a). Gene Ontology annotation, cellular component: membrane. NCBI's taxonomy places the organism in Eukaryota, Metazoa, Chordata, Actinopteri, Batrachoidiformes, Batrachoididae. Gene Ontology annotation, biological process: adenylate cyclase-activating adrenergic receptor signaling pathway; negative regulation of smooth muscle contraction; norepinephrine-epinephrine-mediated vasodilation involved in regulation of systemic arterial blood pressure. The record is from RefSeq and is a predicted model, not a curated record. Gene Ontology annotation, molecular function: norepinephrine binding; beta2-adrenergic receptor activity.
AGAAGAAACACUGCUCAACUGAGGGACUGAGUAAGUGAGACACAUGGAGGAAGAGAAGGAGAAAGUAGAAAAGACGUGAUACAGCACACUUCUGGAAACAUUUCUACCUUUCAUGGGAGGUGGGACGUCACACGCUUGGAGAUGGAAAAAACAAUCCUGUCUGUUUACCUCAAUGUCAGCGAAGAGAUCAGCAACUCCUCAUCAGGCGCAGCUCAGAAUGAGGACAGCGAGGCUAAAAUGGUCCUGCUGGGCAUGCUUAUGUCCUUGCUUGUCUUGACCAUUGUGUUUGGCAAUGUCUUGGUCAUCACUGCCAUUGCCCGAUUCCAGCGUCUUCAAAAUGUCACCAACUGUUUCAUCACGUCCCUGGCCUCUGCUGACCUCGUCAUGGGUCUCAUUGUGGUUCCAUUUGGUGCCUGCUAUAUCAUCUUCGAGACAUGGCACUUUGGAAGCUUCUGGUGUGAGUUCUGGACUGCAACUGAUGUGCUCUGUGUCACUGCGAGCAUUGAGACAUUAUGUGUCAUAGCUAUAGAUCGCUACCUGGCUAUCACUUCUCCUUUCCGCUAUCAGUCAAUGCUAACCAAGUGCAAGGCUCGCAUUGUGGUUCUGCUGGUGUGGGUGAUCGCAGCCUUGAUCUCCUACCUACCCAUCCACAUGAAAUGGUGGACAUCAGAUGAUCCCGUGGCUAAUAGUUGCAUCGCAGACAGCAACUGCUGUGAUUUUAACACCAACACUGCUUAUGCCAUCACUUCCUCAAUCAUCUCCUUCUACAUCCCUUUGGUCAUCAUGGUAUUUGUCUACAGUCGUGUUUUCCAGGAGGCCAAACGCCAACUAAGGAAGAUCGACCAAAGUGUUGGCCGUUUUUACAACAUCGAUGAAGGAAACCUCCAGUCUGUGGAGACCAAUGCUGGGCGUGGCAUGAAGAAGACCAAGUUUUGCCUACGGGAGCACAAAGCUCUAAAGACACUGGGCAUCAUCAUGGGGAUUUUUACUCUGUGCUGGCUGCCCUUCUUUGUGCUCAACGUGGUGGUGGCCAUAUGGAAGGUGGACAAGAUAGACAUCCCCUUUCGGAUACUCAACUGGAUAGGUUACGCAAACUCUGCUUUCAACCCCCUCAUUUACUGUCGGAGUCCAGAGUUUAGAUAUGCCUUCAAGGAAAUCCUUUGCUUGAAGAGAAAUGGCCUCUCCAAUCUGGGGGCUGUGAACGGAUAUGUGUACAACAGGCACAGCUGGCACAGUGAGCAGCUUGGAAGGAGUAAGGGCUGCUCAGAGGACAGCGACUACCCGAAGGGUGUCUGGGAAAGGAAAGACCGACUAGCGGACAGAGCAGUGGACCCAAACGGCAACUGCAGCAAAGGACUCACAACUGUCCUUUAA